Messenger RNA from Spodoptera littoralis (African cotton leafworm), 621 nucleotides. Lineage: Eukaryota; Metazoa; Arthropoda; Insecta; Lepidoptera; Noctuidae. The record is from the annotation of a GenBank genome assembly.
AUGAGUUACAGGGAUACGCUUUUAUACCCCCGGUAUUCCCGACGACAAGUCACUUAUUGCGAUAGUUUCGGUUCGUCGCCGUCUUCCGUGCUGAGUUCACUGUCGUCGUUCCGCUCCCGUCCAUUCGCGGAUAUAUCAUACAAUCCCACUCCGGACGUAAAUGAAGUUUAUCCGGGCCUGUAUGUUGGUGACGCUGUUGCUGCCAAGGACAAAGCGUUCUUGAGGCGUAUGGGCAUUAACUAUGUCCUUAACACCGCUGAGGGCAAACGUUACACCCAGGUGGACACCGACCACCUCUAUUACCGCGACUGCCCCGGACUUCGGUACAAAGGUUUUCAGCUAAUGGAUCUGCCAUCAACUGAUAUUUCAAGAUAUUUCCAUAUAGCUGCUAACUUCAUUGAUGAAGGGAUUUCUAGCGGAGGGCGCGUCUUAGUCCACUGCUUUAUGGGGGUGUCUCGAUCUGCCACAUGCGCGUUAGCCUUCCUCAUGAUCAAACGCGGAAUGUCUUUGGCUGAAGCUUUGGGAACUGUGCGUUGUCGCCGUGACAUCCACCCUAACGAGGGCUUCAUCCGCCAACUUCAACAACUGGACAGGGAACUGCGCCUCAACCGGAUCCGCUGA